AUGGCCUACAUACUGCCUUACACAAUUCACAUUCGCAACUUCUAUUAUACUUUGUUUUAUGGGGCUGACGGGUGCUGUGCCUCGCUCCCUGGAUGGUACACGUUCGCUGCUGGAGGAGAUUGGACAUAUACCGGCCAACAUGGGCCAACACACUGGGGUAGCCUCUUCCGUACGUGCGCCGGUAGCAGUCAAUCACCUAUCAACAUCGAAACCGGCAACGUGAAACCUGAGUACUGGAAACCCUUCGUCUUCAAGAACUACGAUGACCCCCCCACACGUAUGCGCGUCAAGAACAAUGGCCACUCUGCCCAGGUCGAGAUGGACGCUCGUGCAGCUCCCCGUGUGCUUAACGGCGGUCUCAAGGGCGAGUACAUCUUCGCACAGUUCCACUUCCAUUGGGGCUCAGACUCCAGCCUGGGCUCUGAACACACCAUCGACGGCGUCAGGUUCCCCAUGGAGCUUCACUUGGUGCACUACAAGGGGGCGUACGGUAGCCUGGCCCAAGCUAUCAAUCGACAGGACGGUCUGGCUGUGCUCGGCGUCAUGCUGGAGGUGUCUAAGACCGACAACCCCGCCCUCACCCCCCUCGCCACCGCCCUCAGAAACAUUACUGAUUCUGGUAUGUACGCGCAGGUGCACGCUAACUACCCUCUGAAGGCCUUCCUGCCCAACAACCUGGAGAAGUUCUACAGGUACCAGGGCUCCCUCACCACACCCACCUGUAACGAGGUCGUCACCUGGACCGUUUUCGCCAACGCUAUCCCCAUCUCCGAGGCUCAGCUGAAUAACUUCCGCGCCCUGCUCAGCGACCACAACGAACCCAUCGUCAACAACUUCCGCCCCCCUCAACCCCUCAAUAACCGCAAGGUUCUGGUGGCUGCUCAGAGUGCCGGGGACUCUGCUGCCAUGAAAAAGAUGGGGCUUGUACUCUACUUCAUGACGUCUAUGGCCGUCCUCAUGAUGAGCAUGUAGAGGCCUUAAUUAACUGUUUGUUCACCUUCACCACCACCGCUACUCUACCCAUCCCCAUUCUUCCUCCACCUUCUCAAUCUUUGGCUGCCACUCAGAGAUAGCAGAGUCCACCUCCUGCAUUACAAGAGUUGACACAUCUAACAGUUGACUCACUCGCCCCUAUAAGAUUGACACUGUUGUUAGGAGUUGCAGUUGCUGCUGCCACCAUGGCUGGCUACCUAAUGAAGGGAAAAUCUCAGUCUAUUCUAAAAAAAAAAAAAACACCAAGAGAAUAACAUUAUAAUGAAGGUCAAAUGAUUGAAUUGGUUUAGAUUUCGUCUUAUUCUAAUGGAUGUGUGAUAUUACAAUCAGAGAGCUAAGGAACUUUGUAAAUAGUUCAUAAACUAAAUCCAGGAAUGUGCUGGUGAAGUGUUCAGGAAAUGAUACCAGUAGGAAGAACUUUAUGUAGGAGUGUGGAGGAGGUGGAGGAUGUGGGUGGUGAAUGGAUGGUCACUGGCCGUCUGGGUCCAAGUGCUACGCCGGUGUUGGAUAAUGUGGGAAAUCUAUCUCGAUUCCGCUGCAAAGAGGUGUAUUUUUUUAGAUUUCAUCACAUAUGUUUUGGAUUUAGAUCUGGCUUCAUUAUGUAUGUGGUUAGAAAGUCAAACUAUAUGAACACGGUACUACUUGUUCCAUCUGUAAUUUGUACACAUUAUUUGAUACCAGUGUCCUGAUGCCAGUAUGUUUAGAAGGCCAGUACUUACCAAGAUAAUCAUACUCUGCCAGAUCUGACCCACUCAAACCCUCAAAACUUUAAAAACAAAUUUAAAACGAACGUGAUUUAUUGUUUUUAAUUAGAAGACAACUUUUCACUUUGUUAUAAAAUAUUAUUUGUUAGCAUAAAUACUACAGUGGAUUAUAGAACCCUGAGAUGUAAAUAGGCCAGUGUUAUUCCUAGUCUCAUUUGUUGAACAGAUAAUCAAGUGUUUGUCUAUACAAGAAUAGUCGUCUGUAAGGUGUGUGCAAUGUUGGCUUGACCAUUCCUCAGCUGGCUCCAGGCAAGAGGGACCCUCAACACUGCAUUAACCACUCAUACUCUGUUCAUAUCGUUUACAUCAGUUGAAAUAUUGACAGUCUUUAGCAGUAGUGUGUUCAUGUAUAUGUGUGGAAUACAUCGCACCACACUAAUGCCAGAGAUUGUGUAGUUUAUGUUGGAGUAAGAAGAAAACAAAUGCCCCUACCAUCCCCCUGAUAGCUCGACCAGGGCUCCUUCUGUGUUGUAGAUAGGUAACAUUUCACACCGCCCCCUCGCUCAGCGGUGUCUUGUCUCACCAGGCAUGUAGAUAUAAGAAUAGCUCGCACAAACUUUGUGGGUACCAAUGAGCAAGUGAAGAAUCAGACAUGAAAACAUAUUUAAAUUAUGUAUUUAUAAGAUCAUCCAGGACCCGGUACCCACAAAACACCACAACCCUUGCUUCUGACCUUGUGUAUAUUCCCCCUUGUAUACCAUCAUGUAUACUGUCAGUGGUGCAGUAUGGAGGUUCCCACCACCUGUACCUCAACCCUCUCCUACUCCCUGUUUAAUAAGUAAUCCACCACCAGUUGCCCCCGUUAACCCCUCCUUGCCCCAUAGUGUACUGUAUAUUUGGUAGUACAGUCCAGGAUCUGGACUGUCAAUGACUCAAGUUAAUUUUCCCAUAGACUAAGAUAAGAGAACGCACCUAGUUAUAAGAGAGUGUUAGUGCAAUUUUGAUGCUGUUUUGGAUGUUAGUUUUGUAUUGGAAAUUUAGUGAAUUGUUUGUAUGUGUUCUUAUGUCUCCAGGUGCUGGGAAAAUUUAACAAAUGAACCUUUGAGAAUCCGAGAUCAGGUAGUUAUCUCUCUGUCUCUCUCCAAUAUUUCUCCUCUUCUGCUGUUGCUACUUUUUUCUCCUUGUUCUCACUGUUUUCGUAAGUCCUCUAUACAGUAGUAUGUUCUUGUUUCCAUUUCUAAAUACUUUAAAAUUCCUGUGUUAUCCUUUUACUGUAUUCCAUCAGCCAAUUUAUUUCUCCCUUUCUGCCGCUCAUCUCUUUUCUUCCUUCAACUUCAACUUCUUAUAAAAAAAUUAAAUGUAAGUGUAUAUAUAUAUAUAUAUAUAUAUAUAUAUAUAUAUAUAUAUAUAUAUAUAUAUAUAUAUAUAUAUAUAUAUAUAUAUAUAUAUAUAUAUAUAUAUAUAUAUAUAUAUAUAUAUAUAUAAGCAAUUACACAAGUUUUAAGUGGGUGAAAUGCUGUGCUGGCCACUGACUGUACCUGACAGUCACACAGUGAGUGGUACACAUUGGUUAAAAGGUUUCUUUAAUGUUAUCAUCACCUUCAUUGUAAUUGAUAUCAUUAAAUAAUUUUGAUUCUUUUACCAUGAAAUAUUAGUAAUAAAUUAUAGCAUUAUA
Messenger RNA from Homarus americanus (American lobster), 3372 nucleotides. RefSeq names its product carbonic anhydrase 2-like. The record is from RefSeq and is a predicted model, not a curated record. Bases 1 to 972 code for a protein of 323 amino acids. Gene Ontology annotation, molecular function: zinc ion binding; carbonate dehydratase activity. NCBI's taxonomy places the organism in Eukaryota, Metazoa, Arthropoda, Malacostraca, Decapoda, Nephropidae. Gene Ontology annotation, cellular component: plasma membrane. The transcript is spliced from 8 exons.